AUGUUUAGAUUCCAUGCCAGAUGCCUUCCAAUAAACUACCUUCACAACAAACAAUGCCCACUCUGCAAAGAAGAUAUGAGCAAAGACCCAUACGGUCACCUGUUCUUCUCAUGCAAGAAAACAAAACAAUUCAUAAAAAUAAAUAAACUCAAAAAUUUCAUCUUUAUUACCACAGGCAAAGGUAAAAACUGGCACCAUACAAGAAUUAGGCAAAAUAACAAUUUCAUUAAUAGAAUAACUCCAAAAUUAUCACCGACAGCCAAAAAAGAUCAAGAAGUGAAUGCAGAUUACGCCAAUCACAGAUUCCACAAAGAAUACUUUGAAUGGAACUAUAAAGCAAUAGACUAUGAUCUAACCAGAUCAUUCGCAUAUAGAAACCUAAUGGCCCUUAUCCUCCACAACAUUUGGAUUUGGAUUUGCAAUCAAAUAUACAGUGAAGAUCCUUUAACAGAUGAAUCACUAUCAUACAGCUCCCUUCUAAAGAAAUGGCACAAAUUGGCCACUCUAGAAUACAUCAAAAAAGCAAAAGAUCUGAAAAACUUAUCAGCAAAAGACCAUAAUAACUUCAAAGAUCCUAAGAUCCUUCUCACUUCAACGAUCAAGCUAAGAAAAACAACAGCUAAUUACUAUUGUAUUCCAGAAUCAUCUCUCCCUAAUAUUAUAUCUUUUGAUCAAUUCAUAUGA
Molecule: messenger RNA, 684 nt
Organism: Dictyostelium discoideum AX4
Lineage: Eukaryota; Evosea; Eumycetozoa; Dictyosteliales; Dictyosteliaceae
Exons: 1
Coding region: 1-684 (227 amino acids)
Source: RefSeq, a predicted model, not a curated record